Lampris incognitus (smalleye Pacific opah) is the source of this 1674-nucleotide messenger RNA. RefSeq names its product spermatogenesis associated 6 (gene spata6). The coding region runs from base 38 to 1663 and encodes 541 amino acids. Gene Ontology annotation, biological process: spermatogenesis. Gene Ontology annotation, molecular function: myosin light chain binding. NCBI's taxonomy places the organism in Eukaryota, Metazoa, Chordata, Actinopteri, Lampriformes, Lampridae. The record is from RefSeq and is a predicted model, not a curated record. The transcript is spliced from 13 exons.
CAGGCAGCUAUGACAACCAAGUUUGAAACUCGGAGGAAUGACUUCAGAUAAGAAGCUUUCGUUCUCCAGAGAGCGACAGAAAUAUCUAAAAUGUACCGUCUACUUGGACAUACAGGCUAUCAGAACAAAUCCAGGAGUGAUGCUACCCCGUCAGGAGGACGUCUACCUCAGUGUGUGCAUCAUGGGCCAGUACAAGAAGACUCACUGCCUGCCCCCUAACUUUCCUUUGCUCUUUCACCACAAAAUGGUCUUUGUCAAGACUUUCCUAGAUGUGGUUGACCCUGCAGAUGUCUCUGACCUUCUAGAUUCUGACACCACGUCUUUUGAGCUGAUUCAGCUGGUGCCUCCAGAGGGUGAAAUCCUUGCCACGUUGGUGGAGAACACCAGGGGUUUCAUUUAUCCAGGACCCAGACUGACCUCUAGAAACGGAGUACCGGAGAGGGAGAUGGUGAUGAAGAAAUCUCCCUCCUUCCCUGGAAUCUGCCCCAAACUGGAGUUUUCUACCACAGCUGUCAUUGAGGAGAGUGGUUGGAGAGACAGCUGGCCCACCUCACCACCUUCUUGUCUUUCUUUGAGGAGGCUGUCAUCAUCCCCGUCAGGACCCAGCUUCACUAAAAUAUCCCUAUCUUCAUCACCUAAGCAAAACCUUCGGUCUCCAGUCAGCUGGCAGCAUGGGAGAGAGGAUGAUGGGAAAUGUUGUUCCUCAAAGAGCAGGAAUGAGAAAAGAAGCUCUAAAGCUAGAAUUGCAGAGCCUGCAUCAUUGUCACCAUCAUGUCAACAGUCUCUCUUUUUGUCCCUCUCUGACCACCAUGAGCAAAGAGAAAGAAAGGAGAGGAGACAGUCUCAGACUGUGGCUAGGUCCUCUAACAACUCAGGAUACCAGCGGCCCACAGUGGCCUCCACAGCCCGUGCCCUGUCCCCUUACACCCACCGCAGAAUGUGCCAGCUGUCAGAGGAUGCCAGCCAGAGGCUCAGCCACCUACAGUUGGGACCGCACUGCUUCCGGAAAGAGACGGAGAGACAGCCACCUUUCUUGGUGUCUGGAUGCCGUAAUGUCUCUGUGAUGGAGACUCCCUGCUCAAGGCAUGUGUCCUCUCCCAAAACCAGUAGCCUGUAUCACAGUCACCUUGCCAGCUUCACAGCUGAUCACACAGAUCCCUCUCUCCUGGGAAGCUACAGACCAAAACCAGCCAAAUGGGGAUCUGUAAGGCCCUCGUUGUCUCCAGAAACCCCAUUUAAGCAUGAAGCAGUGAUCAGGACCCCAACCAAAGGCACUGCAUCAGCACCAUCAAAACCCGGCGCAUCAAGCUGUCGAAGCCCCCUGAUGGUCAGCAAGUCUACCCUGAGAGAAAGGUUCCACAGCAUUCAGUCCAGUCCAUCCCAGUGGGAGCAAAUUCACCACCGAGUCCAGAAGAUUUUGCAGACCCAUGGAACAAACUGGAAACCCAGACAAGCUGAAGAGGAGAGGAUGGCUGAUCCCUGCGACAGUCAAAUCCUCCAGGAAAGAGAGACUGAAGAAGAGACGUCUCUUUACCUGGAUAACAGAGCCUUGUGUAGCAAAGGGACAUCCUGUCACACAGAUGGCCCCCAUAGAGCUGUGUUUGAGGACAGCCUAGGUAAAAUCUACAAAAACAUGUACAGGAGGGCCUCUAGCAUCUAUUAAUACCAUCCAGA